AAAAAAAAAAAAAGAAAGAACCAGAAGUUAUUUUUUUUUUUUUUUUGACUCAAAAACAUUGUCUCGGGUGCUGACAAUGAAAAAUAUCAAUCUGCUAAUACGUAUAUAAAAAAAAGCAUUGACUUUUUUUUUUCUUUUGACAACCUUUUUACUUUUUUUUUUAACUUGUGGAUAUGAAUGUACAAUUAUUGAAGCAAGCUACACGACGUGCUUUCCAAGGUAAUCAAACCAUACGACCAGCCUUGUUCUUUACUCGAAAUAGAUAUCAACAGAGCAUACAAUGGGCACGAUAUUCUUCUUUACGAAACCCUAGACAACUUGGACCUCGAGGAAGGAUUCGACAACAUGUAGAACGACAAAUACCUUCUCAACGAGUAACCAACAAUGUCGUCCAACCUGAACAAGCAACAACUACAACAACAACGGCUUCAAGUUUGAUACAACAACCCAACCCCAAUUUUAGUUCAGAUCCUGUUCAUACUCCUGUUUAUAUUCCAGAAGCACAAGAUGCCAUUGUCACCUCUAGUUAUGCGGGUGCUCCUGUGUUAUCACAACCAGCUUUAGUUGUUGGUAGAGAACUUGAAAUGAUGAAUAUUUUUCUUGGAUAUGAACAAGCCAACAAGUAUAAAAUCAUGGAUCCAAAUGGACAACAUGUUGGAUACAUUGCUGAAGAAGAAGGAUUUGCAAAGUCCUUGAGUCGACAAUUCUUACGAACCCAUCGACGAUUGAAUGCAACAGUAUUGGAUGCUCAAGGCAACGUGAUUUUCAAAAUAAUUCGACCAUUUUCUUGGAUCAAUAGCCGGAUUUUUAUCUAUACUUCGGAUGAUACUUUGAUUGGUGAAGUACAACAACGAUGGCAUCUCUUGCGACGAAAAUAUGAUUUAUUUAUAGGGUACAGUAUUAGAUGUUUAUAUAUAUAUAUGUGCUCAUUUUUUUUCUUUAAUAUUAGAAAUACACAAUUUGCUACUAUUGAUACUCCAUUUUUGGGUUGGGAUUUUGAUCUUCGUGAUGAACAAGGAACCGCCAUUGCCAAUGUGAGUCGAAACUUUGUUGGUUUCGCUCGAGAAAUUUUUACUGAUUCUGGACAAUAUGUAUUACGGAUGGAUGCUAUGGAAGGAAGUCAUGGUUUGACUUUAGAUCAAAGAUCUGUCAUGCUUGCUUGUGCUAUUUCCAUUGAUUUUGACUACUUUUCAAGACAUUCUAGUCAUGGUAGUGGUGGGUUCUUCCCAAUGCCCUUCUUUGGUGGUGGUGGAUAUGAAAAUGAAGAAAAAAAUGAACCUAAUAAUGAUAAUCAUAGUGGUGGAGAUACUGGAGGAUAUCCAGAUAUACCUCAACAACAACAACAACAACAACAACAACAACCUAAUGAAUAUGGUGAUGUAUGGAUGGAUGAUGAACAAGCUGGUGUAUCAAGUCCGGAUGAUGAUAGUUGGUUAGAUACUCUUGGUGAAUUCUUCAAAGACACAGAAUAGACACAUAUAUUUAGGAUAGAUUAUGUAAUAAAAAACAAAAAUAAUAAAAAAAGCAUACAUUCUGACUUGUGG
Messenger RNA from Halteromyces radiatus, 1544 nucleotides. RefSeq names its product Scramblase-domain-containing protein. The coding region runs from base 174 to 1472 and encodes 432 amino acids. Gene Ontology annotation, cellular component: plasma membrane. Gene Ontology annotation, molecular function: phospholipid scramblase activity. Gene Ontology annotation, biological process: plasma membrane phospholipid scrambling. Lineage: Eukaryota; Fungi; Mucoromycota; Mucoromycetes; Mucorales; Cunninghamellaceae. The transcript has 5 exons. The record is from RefSeq and is a predicted model, not a curated record.